Molecule: messenger RNA, 3440 nt
Organism: Hippoglossus stenolepis (Pacific halibut)
Lineage: Eukaryota; Metazoa; Chordata; Actinopteri; Pleuronectiformes; Pleuronectidae
Product: copine-3
Exons: 16
Coding region: 181-1821 (546 amino acids)
Biological process (GO): ERBB2 signaling pathway; cellular response to calcium ion
Cellular component (GO): plasma membrane
Molecular function (GO): calcium-dependent phospholipid binding; receptor tyrosine kinase binding
Source: RefSeq, a predicted model, not a curated record
GUUGUUGUGUGGGCGGGCUUUAGUGCUCAGACCGGGCGGGGAUCGAUCUCCUGCUCUUCAUCCGCUUCCCCCUCCUUCGCUGUCACCUCCUGACUCCGUGUUCUCAUCCUGUUUCGAGCCUCACAGCCCUGAAAGCAGAACUGUCCCCGUGUGUCCUCUCCAGCUCGUUUCCCGUCAGACAUGGCAGCCCAGUGUGUCACUAAGGUGGAGCUGACCGUGUCCUGCGAGCAUCUGCUGGACAAAGACAUCGGCUCCAAGUCGGACCCCCUGUGUGUCCUGUUGAUGAGCAGCUCGGACUCCCAGUGGUAUGAGCUGGGACGCACGGAGCAAGUCCAGAACUGCCUCUGCCCGAAGUUCGCCAAAAAGUUUGUCAUCGACUACUACUUUGAAAUCGUGCAGAAGCUGAAGUUUGGGAUUUACGACAUCGACAACAAGACCGUUGACCUGAGUGACGAUGACUUCCUGGGGGAGCUGGAGUGCACCUUGGGCCAGGUUGUGUCCAGUAAAAAACUGACCCGACCGCUCAUCUUGAAGAACAAGUCUCCUGCAGGAAAAGGGACCAUCACAAUAAAUGCAGAAGAAAUAAAGGACAACAGGGUGGCGAAUUUUGAGGUGCAAGCAAGGAAACUAGAUAACAAGGAUUUCUUUGGGAAGUCCGACCCGUACCUGGAGUUCUACAAGCAGACACCAACUGGGUGGCAGCUGGCUCACAGGACGGAGGUGGUGAAUAACAACUUGAAUCCUACAUGGAAACCCUUUCGAAUCCCCCUGCAGUCUCUCUGUGGAGGAGAAAUGGACAAAUCCAUAAAAGUUGAGUGUUAUGACUAUGACAACGAUGGUUCUCAUGAUCUCAUUGGAGCCUUUGAGACCACGAUGACACGCCUCCAAGAAGCAUCACAGUCUUCUCCGGCAGAGUUUGAUUGCGUCAACAGUAAGAAGAAACAGAAGAAGAAAGGCUACAAGAACUCUGGGGUUGUGAGCGUGAAGGUUUGCAAGGUGGUGAAGGAGUAUACGUUCCUGGAUUACAUCAUGGGAGGCUGUCAAAUAAACUUCACUGUGGCUAUCGACUUCACAGGCUCCAACGGGGAUCCCAAGUCUCCUCAGUCUCUCCACUACAUCAGUCCUCAGGGAGUGAACGAGUACCUCUCUGCCAUCUGGUCUGUGGGCAACGUCAUCCAGGACUAUGACAGUGACAAGAUGUUUCCUGCCUUUGGCUUUGGAGCCCAGACUCCUCCCACAUGGCAGGUUUCACACCAGUUUCCUCUCAAUUUCAACCCAGCAAAUCCAUUUUGUGCAGGUGUUGAAGGGGUGGUGGAGGCCUACAGGGUCUGUCUGCCCCAGGUCAAACUCUACGGCCCCACCAACUUCUCCCCUAUCAUCAACCACGUGGCGUGCUUCGCUAAACAAGCCCUCCAGCAGACCACUGCAUCUCAAUACUUUGUUUUGCUCAUCAUCACUGACGGAGUGAUCACAGACAUGGAUGACACCCGCAACGCCAUCGUCAACGCCUCUCGUCUGCCCAUGUCAAUCAUCAUUAUCGGAGUAGGGGGGGCCGACUUCAGUGCCAUGGAGUUCCUGGAUGGAGACGAUGGGCGCCUGCGUUCUCAGACUGGCGAGACGGCCAUGAGAGACAUCGUCCAGUUUGUGCCAUUCAGGCAGUUCCAAAAUGCUCCGAAAGAAGCACUGGCGAAGAGUGUGUUGGCAGAAGUUCCAGGUCAGCUGGUGGAGUUUUUCAGUGUCAUGAAGCUGAGUCCACCCAUCUCCAAACCUGCAUCAAACCCUGCACUAAACCCUGCACCAACCCCUGCAGGGACCAUCUGACAGCACGAGGAGGAAACCAGAGACAGAGCAGUCCACUCUCCAACAGAUAUAAAUCACAUCAUCAGCUUCAUCUCAUCAGGCAAUUACAAAAAAACAGCCACCCCUUAAAUCACACACACACACACACAGUCUCUCUUCUUAAAGUGUCACAAUACAUGUAGCUGUUAUUAGACAUUAACAUCCAUGUUUGUUCAUUUUUUAUUAGCAUUUUUUUUUACUCUUAAAAAAAGUAAAUCAUUAAAUCAUUCCACCAUUUCGAGGCGAUAAGCAGAGAAUUGCACAUUUGAAAUUAUUGAAGCCAUCAGUUUCUGUUGUAUUUCCUAAAACAAAACUGUUUGCCUUCACGUGCCCGUCGGAAGGUCUUAUUUCCUGAUUUGUGAAGUCAGCGUUGCCACUUGGGUGUGUUCAUGUGCUUUGAAGGCCGAAUGUGGAAGAAACACAAACCCUUUAGAGCCUUUACACAUCACUUUGACACCUCUUUCCAAUAUUUACAUGACGAAAAGAAAAAGGAUUAGGUGUGACAGGCACAUAAAAAUAUACGCAUUUUCAUUAUAAAGACGUCUGUGUAGGAUAAAAAGUGGUGUUAGGCGCUUGUGAGAGGACAAACAGUUUGCAUGUGACAAAUUGUACAGUUGAAGACAGAAGCUACAAUUCAGAGCAGAUUGUAAAAUUAUGUUCAUUAGUUUAUAAGUGAUGACGUCAGCAAUUUGUGCACAAAAUUUUGCCAACUUUCCGAGUUGUUGUCCCGACUUGAGAUGACGUUCACAGUAAUUGUCCUAGUCGGUAACUGACUAUUCCGGCAUCGCAUGAACGCAAAAACACAUAAAAAGAUAUUGCAUAAACUCCACCCUGGGUUAUAAACUACCCUGCUGCUGGUUUUUUAAUGCUUCAUAGGACUGUGCCAUUUAUAUUGUAUUUUUAUAUUUUAUGCCUGUUUGGUUGCAGCAUCCAGUUACAAAAGUUCUAUAAAAGAGUCCAUAAGCAUAGAUAGGAGUUGUAGUUGCACAUUUUUUACAUACAUACUAUAUGUAGCUUUGUAGUAUCUGCUGUAUUUGGCACAUGGAAUACAUAUCUGCAUACAUGCCUCUUGCUGAAUAUGCUUGCCUAUGCACUUACCCAUAAUAACAUGAUAUUCUACUAAGGUCUAGUAAUUAACUCAGUGAAGAGCGUGUGAGGUGUAAAUCUCGAGCUGUUACACCUUUUAAGUAUGAAUCUGAAACAUUUUGAGGACUGGAAAAAAAAAAACUCACGGACAGGUACGACUGUUUAAUGAUUUGAUUUAGUUCAGGUUUAGUCUCUGUCAGUUUACUAGAAUCACCUUGUUAAAAAUGUGUGUGAUGUUUUUGGAGGCCUCGGUGCUGGUGAACACAAACUGAACAUGCAUUGGUUUUAGUUGGGCGUUCUGAGUGUAUCAGUAUUAUGCAAGCGCACUGUAGAAACUAGAUACAAUACAGUUUAUUGACAUUCCUUUCAAUGUCAUGUCCAUUGUGAUGUUACUUUUUUUAUGAUUUAUACCACGAACUCUAUAAAAGAUGUAUGUGAUGUUUUGUGCUGAAGAGAAAUGGAUCAUGUGCUAUCAGUGUCAAGCUUCAAAUAAAGUUCUUCUUACUCACUUCUAA